GCCCGCCUUCCGAGAUGCGUACGCACACUUGGGCGGAUGACACUACCGGCAAAUAUUAAAACAACAAUACCCAGUGACAGAUUUAGUAUAUAUUAACAUCUGAUUCGGAAUUAGUCAAAUAGUAGUAAUGAGUGUGUGAUACAGAUAGUUUACAGCUAACUAUGUUUCUUAGUUAUUUGUGUAAUCCCGGUGUGUGAACGUGCCUAGUCGUAAAUUAGUGUCUAGCGAUAUCAAGUGAAUUUUGUGCGAAAUUUUCAAUUAACCAUAUGCCAAAUAAAUAUAGCGUUUCACGCGAAAGUGAGACCUAAAGCAAUAGAAAUAAAUACGUUUUUGUGUCCACAAAACAAACAAAAGAUGCAUUCCUCUAGAAGCCCUUCCAUCUCAGAUACGAGUGAUACACGUGCGUUUAUUUUCAUUUAAAAAUAGACACGAACCGACAUCCGCAAUUUUUACGAUGGCGUCAGCAAAAGAAAGUAGCGACGUCGUUGAUACCAAUCAAACAGAAGAUGAUAGAGCGACCAAACCAAGUCGAAAGGAUACAAAAGAUUUCUCAGAACUUCCCCCGAGUGGUACUUCUCUACAUAAAAGACGAAGAGGGGAGCCUCCCGCUACGUUAUCAGUCCAUGCGGUGCAGACACCCUCAGAUGCUGAGGGUUCUUCUCCGUGCACCGCAGGUCCCACACCAGAAGAAUCAUGGACUCUCCAAGAUGGAGAUACGACGGAUCCUGAAGCUUUAUGCGAUAAUAUGCUUCAAAGGCUAAAAGACCGAGAUGAUCCACUUUCAAAACGAGGCAAAGAAUUGGCGUCGCAUACCAAAGAUACGUUGGAGGCCUUGGACCAACUCGAUAAAUUACUCGAACUUCUGGACCAAUUUGCUACACUUAAAGAGCACAAUUCACGACUUUUAAGAAGACUUCGAGAUGUCAAUCAUUUAAAACGAUUACAUAACGCCCAUAAAAAGAUAGAUCAAGAGAACGAAAGAUUAAAAGACGAAACAAAAGAAAUGGAACUUAUAAAUGAAGCGUUAGACGCUGAGUUGGAAUGCGAGUAUGGUCAGGUAAUCUUCGACGCAAUGAUGGCCGGUGGUCGGAGCAUGAAAAGAACUGGAUCGAGGUGGAAAGGACAUUCUAGAUUUGGAGGAUCAUUGUUGAGGAAACAAAGAUCGAGGUCAGCUGGUGGGGAUGAAAGUGAUGUAUCUCCGGGAACGCCUCUGAGAAGGAGGUCUGAUGGUAUUUUCUCAAAAGAAGUCGAUAAGUCUAAGGUUUCUAAUUGGACAAGAGUGAAAGCAGCUUUCAGAUGGGAGAAAGCUCAAUGGCCACCAGCCACAAUUGGAGGUGCAGCAGCAGUUGCAGCAGGGGCCAUGGUUGGGGCGGUAGCUCUAGCCGGUUCUAGCCCAGGAUCCCUUCCAAAUCCUGAACCGAGGGAUUCAGCCAGCUUGACUCCAGGAAGCGCCAUAUCACUAACACCGAAUUCUUCGUGCGAGGAAUUGAGAAUAGAGACAGUUUCAGACAUGCGACGCAGAAGUUGUAUUCGUAGUGAAGACCAUGACAACAGUUUUUUACAAGCACCAAUUCAGGACGACAGUUCCACUUCACCAUCACCCAAUAAACUGCACAAAAGUCCUUGGGUUAAGAUGCGUGACAUUAUCCAAACGCAUCGUGAGUCAGUCAAGAAGAAGACCAGGGUACCGAAGGGAUCACCAGAUGUGGUGCCGUCGAGGAGACGAUCUUUAAGUGAUGGUGGUGAUAGUGACGCUCCACCAGCUCUUACAUUAACGAUACCUUCGUCUGAAGAAUUAGAAUCUGAGGGUUCCCACCCCGUACUCCGCAAGCAGCGUUCUCUGGAGCUUGGAGCUAGGCCGCCGCAGCAUCGACCACCGCGAGACUCCAAAUGGUCCAGAGUCAAGCGAGCUUUCCUCACAUCCGCUUCUGCUUCAGUGCCAUCAAGUCCCAACCGGCAUUCAGCAUUCUUCACUGAUGGGGACACAGAGGGUGUAAGCAGCGGUUGUGAGGCGAGCGGCGUGCGGGAGGAGAUAGCGAGGGACUACGCCGCCUUGCAGUCGCGUCUGCGCAGAGAAUUCUCUGAUAGACGUGGCAAGCUAUAUGCUACGUCAAGACCUGUAGCGACGGAAGAGCAAUUAUCAGCGGACUUCAGAAAGAAGCUCACAGAAUGGCAGAGAUUGAAAGGUGUAAGACAGCCACCUCCUGUUCCAGCUCGUCAGGACCUGAGCGAUGAUUUUCUUAAGAGAUGGGAUGCAUGGAAACGAAUGAAAGAAACGAAUUCAGUACCUGCGUGGGAAGAAGAAGCCAAACCUGACGAAGUGUUAGUACAAACUUCUACAGGACUCUUCAAAUUCCAAGGGAUAUCCCGCUCUUUCACUCGGAAGUUGCAUGAGUGGGAAAAAUCUCGAGGCAUAGCCCCGGAAGCAUCUACGUCAGCGCUGUUGCGUGCCGCACGGACCAAGGUGAAGCUGCCGACGGCACCGCUAACGCGCACUCAGUCAGAUGGCAGCGUCGCGCCCUCCACGGGGUCGGGCAGAGUACACGCGUCUAGUCUUAGCGUCAACGAUGCUGAUGACUUCGAAUCCGAAUACGAGAGAGAUCAUUAUUUGGAUGGCGGUGAUGAAUGUGACGGAGGAAAUUCUCGCGCGGCGGUUCUCGUUGAAGUAGAGGCGGAGGAGAUCUGCACGGCGGCACCUCUCAUGGCAGUGUCACCACGCCACACCGCUCAGAAACCUAUCUACACAUAUGGACAGGCGGAAGCCAGACAUUUAUGCGAGACGAGUUCUGCCGUUACUGGCACUGCCGUUUUGCAACCCAAUGGAGCUGUUAUUCUUUCAGAUUCGCGUUGCGUGAAGUCAGUAGAACAAACGUCGAUCAAAACAAAGACUUCCCGCGAACAGUUAACAGUUCUCGAGAGGAGUCCCAGAAUGAAGAUAGUCAGGCAGCCAAGUAUAGAAGAAGACGCAAAAUUUAUAAGAAAAACAAUUGAAGAAAUUGAAAGAGGCUCGAACCGAUGUAAAGAAAACGUCAAGUGUAACGUUUAUAAACCAAACACGUUGUAUGAAAGACCAAGCCCCUCGACGAGCAAAAGUUCCAGUAUAAAAAACCUUAAACAAUUCGACAACUUUAAAGAAAACGGGAAAGACAGUAAUGAUGAAAAUAAGGAAGAUCAUAAACGAAAAGAGAUAGAUAAAAGCAAUGGUAAAAAGAAAACAAAAUCCCGCGCCAGACUCGAAAGAGAACAGUCGAAGCCAUCUGAGACUGAUACGGAACCCGAGGUAGAUACAGUUACCGUAGAAAUACCACGCAGACGUAAAAGACCACGUAAGCCCUCUGAAAGACCUAGAACUCCACCACUUCACUCCGACUCCGAUGGCGAGGUAUUCGUUUUGAAGCUUAAGGCACCAGAAAAUCGAGACGUUUCGCCAGAAGUAAUAGUAAAAACAACUAGAAAAAUAUUUUCUCCAGUUGUCCGAAGCGGUGAGUCCAUUCCCAGAGCUGUCAUUUCCGUAGAUGUAGAGGAUUUGGAUGAAGUUAGACCUACACCUCCAAUGAACAAAAAAUCUGAAACAAGGUCACAAAUAGAACUAAACAGAGGCAAACAAGAAAUAAAGAAGUCGAACGAUUCUGGUGAUCCAUUAGAAGAAGAACAGAAAUCUAAAAGUAGACCACCUCUUCCUUCAUCUCCAACUUCUCAAAGAAAGCCGACAGCAAAAGAAACAGCGCCGUCUAUUCGCAUCAUGAUUCAAAGAUAUAAUAAGAAAAUAAAUGAAGAAGGUCCACCGUCAGGAGCUAGCAGUGGUGCCUCGUCUCCUGCUUGGCGGUCACCUAAGUCUGAGAGACGACGACCACCGGACAUGCCCGUUGGUGUUAAUAUCAGAAACAACCCGUUCCUCGAGAGAGAAGUGCAGAAGUCAGCGAGCGCCUGCCAACUAUCACGACGAGAUCAGACAUCAGCUGAAAAAAAUCUUGUACCCACAGAACAAUCUCAAGACGGAGUUUUGAAAUCCCUGAGUGCUAAUGCACUACACCCGGAUAAGUCUAGAAGUUUUGUUUCGCCGCCAAAAAUUGAUGACUGUCAAGAAACAGAAAAUCCAACAGCGAGUACGGAUACUAUCGUCCCGAUAAACAUAGAUAACCACAUUAGAGCCGAGAAGACUGAUACACAGCUACCAGUAUUAAGACAACAAUCGGAAUCUGUGAUUCCAAAUUUGUCCAGGUUUAUCGCUAACAGUCCUUGUUUUUUUGAGAGAUCAUUAUCAGCUGUCGAAUCUCCAGCUCCGUCGAGAGAGGCUGAGGCGAUGGCCAUUAAACUUUCCGAGAGAGCGGCGCGGAUUAGGGCAGCGAGGGAUAAAUUUCUAUCUUCAACCACCCCCAUGAGGCGGGAGGGCACUAGCUCUGCUAGUGACUUGAGACCAGUUGAUAGAUCAAGUCGAAUCAGUUGCGAAAGUGAUGUAGGGGAUAGCCAAGAUCUUGCACAAGAGGCAGCGCUCGGGCGCAGCGCGUCUACGGGCAUGGUCAACGUGGACAGAGAAGCUUGGCAACGAGUCGCAGAAGGUCCCCGUCGAGAGCGCCCUCGGUCGCGAUUCAGCUUGGCACGGCUGGCAGCCAAACUGCGUCGCAAAGAAGAAAGUGCCGUCUCGCGCCUCUGCCGACAGAGCCUUCUCGUGCAAUUGCGUAAACAGUAAAUAAACUACUCUGUAAAACCAUUGUGUAUUAUUGAAGCGCGUUUACUAAUAUAUUUACUUAAAUCUUGUAGGAAAGUAUGACGAGAGACUUUUGAAUACAUAUAUACAUUAUUUAUUUAUCAUAAUGAUGGUAAAGUGGUUUACGCACUUCCCAAAAUUAACCAUCU
This is a messenger RNA of Vanessa atalanta (red admiral), 4857 nucleotides long. RefSeq lists its product as uncharacterized. The record is from RefSeq and is a predicted model, not a curated record. The coding region runs from base 455 to 4690 and encodes 1411 amino acids. Lineage: Eukaryota; Metazoa; Arthropoda; Insecta; Lepidoptera; Nymphalidae. The transcript has 17 exons.